ACAGAUUCUCCAAGGGUGUUUCAUCCUCUCUAAAAUACUCAGCUGACACGGCAAGGAUUGCAAAGCACAACCCCCAGCACCGAACGCCAUAUAAAUAGAAGGCUCCCAGCUGGGUGGAAUGUUAGAGAAGUUUCUCGACCCUGAGCACAAACAUUUAUUUAAGCUCCUGCCAGGGAUCGGAAGGGAAAGGGGCAGGUUGGCAGAGGAAAGAAGCGUCUUAAGUUUGGGAUUUUCUCGCUCCCUCGAAGGGAUUUUUCACCAACAAGAGCCGGACAACGUUGGGAGUUUUGGCCUCACUCCGUGUUGUUUUUGACUGAGAAGAAAAUCAUGGCUGACAGCCAGCUGCCCUUUUCCUGCCAUUACUCCCCCAGGCACCGAAAUGUCCGAGACCGAUUCAGAGAGCCUGGCUUGUCCUCUCGACUCCUGGACGAUGACUUCGGAAUGUGCCCCUUUUCCGGGGACCUGACUGCAGACUUGCUGGACUGGGCUCGCCCACGACUGACCAGUACCUGGCCCGGUCCACUGCGAUCGGGAAUGGCCCGAGCCUCUGGCAUGCCCCCUCCUGGCUACGGCUCCAGGUUCAGCAGUUACCCUGAAGGUCGGAGUCCUGCUCCCUUCUCUGGGGAGCCCUGGAAGGUGUGUGUCAACGUGCAAAGCUUUAAACCCGAGGAGUUGACGGUGAAAACCAAGGACGGCUAUGUGGAAGUGUCAGGCAAACAUGAAGAGCAACAGGAAGAAGGAGGAAUAGUCUCCAAGAACUUCACCAAGAAAAUCCAACUCCCAUAUGAGGUGGAUCCUGUCACAGUUUUUGCUUCCUUAUCGCCAGAGGGUCUGCUGAUUAUUGAAGCACCACAGAUUCCACCCUACUGCCAGUACGGAGACAGCAGCUAUGGCAACGAGAUCCCAAUGGACAGCCAAGAAGCAACCUGUGCUUAAAGUGUCUUCCCCGUUCCCUUUCUUCCUGCUCCCUCCCUGAAAAGAUUUCUCUCCAAUUCCAGAUGUGAUUGCAUUAGCUGAAUGGAAGUGUACAUUGGAUAUUUUCUUAAAGGGCCCUGUUUCCUCACAUUUUACACACAUAUAUUCUUGUUCUAAUCAGAUUGAUUUUGCGCUGGGAGAAGGUGGUUGACUGUAGGUAUCCAGUAUCAUUACUAACGUUGUUCUUUGUAAUACGGUUGCACCUAGAUGGCCUAAGAGAGCUCAGAGCCCUGUUGUGCUAGGCACUCGACAUACACACAGUAGUAGGCAGUCCCUGUCCCGAUGAGCUUACAAUCGAAAUAGACGAGACAGAUGAACGAUGGGAGGUGAAACAGAGGCAAAGUGACUUGCCUGAGGUCGUACUCAAAGUCAUUGGCAGAGCCAAGAAUAGAACCCAGGUCUCUUGACCUCUAGUUAAGUGCCUUAAUUACGAGACCAAACUGCACUUCGCUAUUAUGGGUCACUUAUUUUUCUCCGUUAGCUGACACUGACCAGCAUGGGGCAGAGAAUUUACCAUAGCAAGGUCCAAGCAGUGGUUGAAAUCCCCUUACAAACUGCUCAUGGGCUCUGAUCCUAGCUAGUCUUACUGAAACUGGAGUAGAUAAUUCCAUAGCUCCAACUUCUCUCUUCGAUACUUCCCCCUCAGCAAUAAGUAUCCAAUACAGCCCACAGUUUCACCAAGGUUUUAUAGAGGUCUUACGUGCUCCAAUAUUGUUUAUCUGUAUAUCAGACAGAACAAAGUGGAUGUCUUCUUUAUUAUUAUUAUUUUGCUAUAUGUUAGAGAUGGAAUAUUUAUGACAAUAUCAAAAAUCUUUUCUCCUCUUCAAUUCAAAUGCAACUCUAUAGUCAUACCAAUUGUGCAUCUUUUUCUUUGUCCUUAUUUGAACUACUGCUCUUUACAGCCUCUUGCCAGUAUCUGCACUAGUGAUGGACAGCUGUUGCUUCGUAGACAGACAAACUGACAGAUCUGACAUAUUUCAAAAUGUGUGCAUGUUUGGAACCUUUUUCCCAAAGAGGAUUUGUGCUUUUAUUGGACAAACUUGAUGAAUAAAACUAGUUCACAUUCUUA
This is a messenger RNA of Chelonia mydas (Green sea turtle), 2044 nucleotides long. RefSeq names its product heat shock protein family B (small) member 8 (gene HSPB8). Gene Ontology annotation, biological process: cellular response to unfolded protein. The record is from RefSeq and is a predicted model, not a curated record. The transcript has 4 exons. Gene Ontology annotation, cellular component: nucleus; cytoplasm; protein folding chaperone complex. NCBI's taxonomy places the organism in Eukaryota, Metazoa, Chordata, Testudines, Cheloniidae. The coding region runs from base 328 to 936 and encodes 202 amino acids. Gene Ontology annotation, molecular function: protein homodimerization activity.